CAUCAAUUCAUUCAUUCUAGCUACUAGCUAGUGUUUGCAUACAUUCACAUUCACAUUUGCAUCCACAUAACAUUAAUCAACAUAGAUCCACUCUCACUCCACCACCACCACCACCACCACCACCACCGGCGGCCAUGGCGGAUGUACACCCCACCACCAUACCAGUAACCAGCCGGCCAAAGCGGCCACGGCCACCGUCAGGUCGCACCAACCUCGCCUCAUGUGUCGUGGCCACCAUCUUCUUGAUCUUCAUCGUCAUCGUCAUCCUCAUAGUCUACUACACCGUCUUCAAGCCACAAGACCCCAAGAUCGCCGUCAGCGGCGUCCAGUUCCCCUCAUUCUCCGUCGCAAACGGCACCGUCAACUUCACCUUCUCCCAGUACGCCUCCGUCAAGAACCCUAACCGCGCCGCCUUCUCCCACUACGACAGCUCCCUUCAGCUCCUCUACUCCGGCAACCAGGUCGGCUUCAUGUUCAUCCCCGCCGGCGAGAUCGACGCCGGCCGGACACAAUACAUGGCCGCCACCUUCAACGUCCAGUCGUUCCCCCUUUCAGCCCCGGCGGGUCUGGGUCCCACGCUGGCCAACGGCGACGGCGCCGGGUUCGGCAUCGGGUUGAGGGUUCAGCCCACGAUGGAGAUCGAGUCGAGGUUGGAGAUGGCGGGGCGCGUGAGGGUUUUGCAUUUCUUCACCCACCGCGUGGUGGCCAGAGCUGGUUGCAGAGUCGCAAUCGCCGUCACUGAUGGAUCUGUGUUAGGUUUUCACUGCUAAUUCUUUUUUCUUUUUACUUUUUUUUUGUUUGUAAGAGUAGAGUUCAUAGCAGUAACUAGUGAUAUAUUACUGGAAUUGUUGUUAAUUGUUAGUCAGGUUAAGCAGCAAUGGAGGCAUCAAAAUCUAAAUUGUAAAGAUGAUUUUUCUUUUUUCCUACUUCAUUGCCAAGUUUUAGGGUGUGUUUGGAUAAAAACAUUGUUAAAAUCUGCUUGUGAGUUCCAAUCCAGAAAAAGAAAGUACAAUGAAGUAAUUGUUCUCUUACUCUAAAAUUCAUUUCAAGUUUGUUUUAAUUUGUUA
Molecule: messenger RNA, 1067 nt
Organism: Lotus japonicus
Lineage: Eukaryota; Viridiplantae; Streptophyta; Magnoliopsida; Fabales; Fabaceae
Exons: 1
Coding region: 135-770 (211 amino acids)
Source: RefSeq, a predicted model, not a curated record